Messenger RNA from Molossus molossus (Pallas's mastiff bat), 3155 nucleotides. RefSeq names its product retinol saturase (gene RETSAT). Bases 150 to 1979 code for a protein of 609 amino acids. NCBI's taxonomy places the organism in Eukaryota, Metazoa, Chordata, Mammalia, Chiroptera, Molossidae. The record is from RefSeq and is a predicted model, not a curated record. The transcript is spliced from 11 exons.
CAAGCUGCGCGCAGUCGGCGCUUCUGGCCAGAGACCAGCGCUGCUCAGUGGGCGGAGGUGCCUCCGCCUCCCUGCUGGGCAGGACUAACGGGGUGGAAUCGCCACCACAAAUCUAGGCGCCGUCGGCGCGAACCCAGCCCGGAGAAGCCAUGUGGCUUACGCUGGUGCUGCUGGCGGUGCUGCUGCUGGCCGUCCUCCGCAGAACUUACCUGGGGCUGUUCUCGGGCGGCUCCCCGAAUCCCUUCUCCGAGGACGUCCAGCGGCCACCCGCACCCCUCGUGACCGACCAGGAGGCCCGAAAGAAAGUUCUGAAACAAGCUUUCUCAGCCGGCCGAGUGCCGGAGAAGCUGGAUGUGGUGGUGAUUGGCAGUGGCAUCGGGGGCCUGGCUGCAGCCGCGAUUCUGGCCAAAGCUGGCAAGCGAGUUCUGGUGCUGGAACAACAUACCAAGGCAGGAGGCUGUUGUCAUACGUUUAGAAAGGAUGGCCUGGAAUUUGACACAGGAAUCCAUUACAUUGGGAGGAUGCAGGAAGGCAGCUUUGGCCGUUUUAUCUUGGACCAGAUUACUGAGGGGCAGCUGGACUGGUUUGCCUUGUCUUCUCCCUUUGACAUCAUGGUACUAGAAGGGCCCAACGGCCGCAAGGAAUUCCCCAUGUACAGUGGGGAGAAAGCCUACGUUCAGGGUCUCAAGGAGAAGUUUCCCCAGGAGGAAGCUGCCAUUGACAAAUAUAUAAAGCUGGUUAAGCUGGCAUCCAGGAGAGCCUUUCAUGCCAUCUUGUUGAAGAUUCUCCCGUUGCCCCUGGUUCAGUUACUCAACAAAUGUGGGCUGCUCACGUGGUUCUCUCCAUUCCUUCGCGGGUGCACCCAGAGCCUGGCUGAGGCCCUGCGGCAGCUGCCCGCCUCCCGGGAGCUCCAGGCAGUGCUCAGCUACAUCUUCCCCACGUAUGGCGUGACCCCCAGCCACACCACCUUUUCCAUGCAUGCUCUGCUGGUUGACCACUACAUGAAAGGGGCCUUUUAUCCUCGAGGGGGUUCGAGUGAAAUCGCCUUUCACACCAUCCCUGUGAUCCAGCGGGCUGGGGGUGCCGUCCUGACGAAGGCCUCUGUGCAGAGAGUGCUGCUGGACUCAGCUGGGAAAGCCUGUGGUGUCAGUGUGAAGAAGGGUCAAGAGCUGGUGAACAUCUAUUGCCCCAUCGUGAUCUCUGAUGCAGGACUGUUCAAUACCUACGAGUACUUAUUGCCAGAGACCGCGCGCUGUCUGCCAGGUGUGAAGCAGCAGCUGGGGAUGGUGCGGCCCGGCUUGAGCAUGUUCUCUGUCUUCAUCUGCUUACGAGGCACCAAGAAGGACCUGGAGCUGCAGUCCACCAACUACUAUGUUUAUUUCGACACAGACAUGGACAAGGCGAUGGAGCACUACCUGGCCAUGCCCAGGGAAGAGGCUGCGGCACACUUGCCUCUUCUCUUCAUUGCUUCCCCAUCAGCUAAGGACCCGACUUGGGAGGACCGCUUCCCAGACCGGUCCACGGUGAUCGUGCUGGUGCCCACUUCCUAUGAGUGGUUUGAAGAGUGGCGGGAGGAGCCAAAAGGAAAGCGGAGCAGCGACUACGAGACCCUCAAAACCUCCUUUGUUGAAGCCUCUCUGUCAGUUGUCCUGAAGCUGUUCCCACAGCUGGAGGGAAAGGUGGACAGUGUGGCUGGAGGAUCUCCGCUGACCAAUCAGUACUAUCUGGCUGCUUUCCAGGGUGCCUGCUAUGGGGCUGACCAUGACCUGGGCCGCCUGCAUCCUCACGUGAUAGCCUCCAUCAGGGCCCAAAGCCCCAUCCCCAACCUCUACCUGACAGGUCAGGAUAUCUUUACCUGUGGGUUGAUGGGGGCCUUGCAGGGGGCCCUUCUGUGCAGCAGUGCCAUCCUGAAGCGGAACUUAUACUUAGACCUUAUGAAGCUUGGCUCAAGGAUCCAGGCCCAGAAGAAGAAGAAGUAGUUCGGUCAGGGGUGCGUCAGAGGAAUUUGGCCAGUUUAUGGCACAGCCUGACUUAGCCAUGUCUUCUAGCAUUAACUUCUGCUCACAGGAAGCACUCUCCUUUGCUUUUGAUUUCCAAAUGGAGAUCUGACCCACAGGUCUCAUACAGAUCUCAGUUCCUGAACUGGAGCUCUUCCAGCUGGGGCAGGGGGUGACCUUCCAUACCUUUUAUCACAUGCUAGCUACUAGAGGCCCGGUGUGGGCUACUGAUUCGGAGAGCCCACUGUCUCAUCAAGCAGUGCUCUGCACCCGCACCCGUACCUCCUAACUCCGAACAAUCAAACCGGGUAGUCCGGGAAAUGUUUGUCCAGCUGUUCCGAGCCUCUCUGUCACUCGAAGUGCUGUGCUGCAGUCCACCCUGUUAAGGAAGAAGGGGGCCUGACGAAGUUAAAGGAUGCCCAAUGAGGUUUCAGUCACAACCCGGGCAUGGUUUUGGUUAUAAUUUCAUAGGUUCAGAGACCUCUGGAUCCCAUUGUUUGCUGGUUCCGAUGGCUCUUUCAGGAAGUGGAGACAUGCCUGUGACAGGCUCAAUGUGAUUGUGGGGGCUGGAGGUCAUGAAAAGACAUUAGUUAGCAAGGUGUGUGUUAGAAGAUAAUAUCCAAUUGCAUGCAGCCAUGGCCCUAGGUUGGUCUUCCUUAUAAUUGAGUUCUCAGUGUGCCAGCACCAAGACACACCUUCAUGGAGUUUAUUUAGUACCUGAGCUCAAGGCUUACAUUUCAAAGACACACAGCAAAGGGUGACGUUAGUAGUCAGGACACAGGACUGGGAAGGUGACUUCACUGGGUUGAAGGAGGCUGCAAGGGCAUUCCAGGCCAAGGGUACAGCAGGGGACAAGCACUGAGAGGUAACAAUGAAUAAUGACAAAGGGCCCAGCUACCUCCUGGGCCUAAACGUGAGCUGCCUGGUGGGGAGGAGGAGUAAGGUUGGAAAUCAGUCACGAUCACAAGGAAGCUAUAGAAUGUGUACAAAGCCCAGAAUGGUGUUUCCCGUUUACUGGAGACUGGAUGGGAAGGUGAAUGAAGACUAAAGGUUAAAAAUGGCCCGGCCGGUGUGGCUCAGUGGUUGAGCAUCGACCCAUGCACCAAGAGGUCGCCGGUUCGAUUCCCAGUCAGGACACAUGCCCGGGUUGUAGGCCCA